AUGGCGCACGGCCGGUCACCGCACCACGUCACCAGCUGCGAGAAGUGCGGGGUCCCGCGGCCAGACCGUGCCCACCACUGCAAGGUGUGCAACGCCUGCGUCAUGCGGAUGGACCACCACUGUCCGUGGAUCAACAAUUGCGUGGGCAUCCACAACCACAAAUUCUUCGUGCAGCUCGUCCUCUACGGCGCCGCGGCCGCCGCCGUGGGCGUACUCACGAGCGCGCCCUGGCUCCUGUUCUGCUUCUCGGCGAUUCGGCGCGACGACGGGUACGCCGUGGAACCCGGCUUCUCCCUCGGCGAGGGUUUCUCGAGCAACUUGGUGCCGUUCGACCUGAGCGUGCGCGAGGCCUGGGCCAUGGUGCUCGACUGCGCCCUCGGCCUGCUCGUGGCCGUGCUGCUGGGGCUGCUGGCCUUCGGCGUCGUGCCCAACCUGUUCUCCAACAUCACGACUAUCGAGCAGAACUAUCCCAGGAACAUGAACCCCUUCGACCAGGAGGGCGUCAUGGCCAACAUGGCCCAGGUCUUCGGCUCGCCCGGCCCAGACUGGCUGCUCCCAGUGUCGCCCUGGCAGCCCGUCUGCGACGGCCUCGUGUUCCCGGCGCGGGGCGCGCCGCCGUUGCACGGGCAGGCGCAGGGGGAGGCCCUGUGGCACCUCUGGUACACUGGUGGGUACAAGGGCCGCUCGCCGCUCAGCCUCUCGAGGCCGGCCAGCCUCGGCUCGCCGCCGCAGAUGGCGGGCCUGUCGGCCCGCGCCUCGCCGUGGGGGUAA
Prorocentrum cordatum is the source of this 771-nucleotide messenger RNA. Lineage: Eukaryota; Dinophyceae; Prorocentrales; Prorocentraceae. The record is from the annotation of a GenBank genome assembly.